AUGUCUCUGACCCAGGCUGAGAGGACCAUCGUUGUGUCCAUGUGGGGCAAGAUCUCCACACAGGCGGAUGCCAUCGGCACCGAGGCCCUGGAGAGGCUCUUCGCCAGCUACCCGCAGACCAAGACCUACUUUCCGCACUUCGACCUGCACGCGGGCUCGGCGCACCUGCGCGCGCACGGCUCCAAGGUGGUGGCCGCCUUGGGCGACGCGGUCAAGAACAUCGACAAUGUGGCGGGCGCGCUGGCCAAGCUCAGCGAGCUGCACGCCUACAUCCUGCGCGUGGACCCGGUCAACUUCAAGCUGCUGUCCCACUGUGUGCUGGUCACCGUGGCCUCGCACUUCCCGGCCGACUUCACCGCCGAGGCCCACGCCGCCUGGGACAAGUUCCUGUCCCUCGUGUCCAGCGUCCUGACCGAGAAGUACCGCUGACCCCCGGGGACAGGCUG
Messenger RNA from Manis pentadactyla (Chinese pangolin), 446 nucleotides. RefSeq names its product hemoglobin subunit zeta. Gene Ontology annotation, biological process: hydrogen peroxide catabolic process; oxygen transport. The transcript is spliced from 3 exons. Gene Ontology annotation, molecular function: peroxidase activity; oxygen binding; oxygen carrier activity. Bases 1 to 429 code for a protein of 142 amino acids. Gene Ontology annotation, cellular component: hemoglobin complex; haptoglobin-hemoglobin complex; blood microparticle. The record is from RefSeq and is a predicted model, not a curated record. NCBI's taxonomy places the organism in Eukaryota, Metazoa, Chordata, Mammalia, Pholidota, Manidae.